AUGGCUACAUUGGCUCAAGCAUUCUCCCCCGACGGCUCUAAUGCCGCUGUCAUCGUUCCCGGGAAACCGGCUUUAACUGUAACCUACGCGCAGCUGCAUUCGCAUAUAUCUGCCUUCCAAGAAAAGCUGGCUAAACUUGGUGUCGGACAUGGUGCCGCGGUUAAUCUGGCUCUAAUAAACUCGUACGAAUUCAUUGUUGGCUUUCUAGCAGCCUCGUGGCAGCGCGCAAUCGCUGCUCCUCUGAACCCUGCCUACAAGCAGGACGAGUUUGAGUUCUAUAUCGACGAUCUUAGCUCAACCCUAGUUCUUAUCCCUCGGGAAUCCUAUGCUCAGAAUGGCCCCGCGGUCCUCGCAGGUAGAAAGUAUCAAGCGGCUAUUGCGGAGUGCUACUGGAACGGGACGGAGGUUGUGCUCGAUGUGAAGGAGCUGGGCAAGCUAAAGGGCAAAGGAGACAUUGGCGUCCAGACCGCUCAGCCCGAUGACAUUGCGCUUGUCUUGCACACUAGUGGAACAACUGGCAGGCCCAAGGCUGUUCCGCUCACCCACAAGAACCUGACAACUACCAUGAGGAACAUUCAAGCAACGUACAAGCUCACCCCUCAGGAUCGGACUUACCUGGUGAUGCCCUUGUUCCACGUCCAUGGCCUCUUAGCCGCCUUCCUUGCUCCCCUUGCCUCUGGCGGUUCAGUAAUUGUACCCACCAAGUUCUCUGCUCACCAGUUCUGGUCGGACUUUAUCGAAUACAAGGCGAACUGGUACUCUGCCGUGCCAACCAUCCACCAAAUUCUGCUCAAGUCGCCGCUGCCCAACCCUAUUCCUCAAAUCCGCUUCAUCCGCUCCUGCUCCUCGCCGCUGUCACCAAAAACCUUCCAGGAUCUAGAAAAAACCCUCAAUGCCCCAGUACUUGAGGCCUACGCCAUGACGGAAGCGGCUCAUCAAAUGACGAGCAACCCCCUGCCCCCUGCAAAGCGACAGCCCGGUAGCGUGGGUAUUGGUCAAGGCGUCGAGAUUAAGAUUCUUGAUCAAUCCGGAAACGAAGUUCCACAGGGACAUGAGGCAGAAAUCUGCGUUCGAGGAGAGAAUGUCACGAAAGGAUACCUCAACAAUCCAGCUGCCAAUAAGUCAUCUUUCACCAAAGACGGCUUUUUCCGCACAGGUGACCAAGGCAAGAAGGACCCUGACGGCUAUGUAAUUAUCACCGGCCGCAUCAAGGAACUUAUCAACAAGGGCGGAGAAAAAAUCAGCCCAAUCGAACUGGACAACACGCUUUUGCAAAACCCCAACGUCGGCGAAGCGGUCUGCUUCGCCAUUCCUGACCCCGGUCACUACGGCGAAGACAUAGGGGCCGCGGUUGUUUUGAAGAGCGGUCAGAAUGCUACUGAAGAUGAAUUGAAGUCGUGGGUUCAAGAGAAACUGGCUAAAUUCAAGACCCCAAAACAGCAAAUUCCCAAGACGGCAACCGGCAAGAUUCAACGACGCAAGGUUGCAGAGGCGAUGCUGAAGCCCAAGGCUAAGCUGUAA
This is a messenger RNA of Aspergillus nidulans FGSC A4, 1521 nucleotides long. RefSeq names its product acetate-CoA ligase fatD. The transcript has 4 exons. Gene Ontology annotation, molecular function: ligase activity. The record is from RefSeq and is a predicted model, not a curated record. Lineage: Eukaryota; Fungi; Ascomycota; Eurotiomycetes; Eurotiales; Aspergillaceae. The coding region runs from base 1 to 1521 and encodes 506 amino acids.